Dendrobium catenatum is the source of this 3099-nucleotide messenger RNA. RefSeq names its product probable acyl-activating enzyme 18, peroxisomal. The record is from RefSeq and is a predicted model, not a curated record. Bases 203 to 2494 code for a protein of 763 amino acids. Lineage: Eukaryota; Viridiplantae; Streptophyta; Magnoliopsida; Asparagales; Orchidaceae. The transcript is spliced from 13 exons.
UCGGAAACCUUUGAAUUUUAGCUGAAAGUGUGCGCUAUCUGCAUCUGUGGAUCAAUUCGCAGCCGCUCGUGCCACCUAACUCUACCAUUUCAUCAUCACCAACUCCCCUUCGUACUCAAUACGUCAAUUCCAUCGCUGCUCUCCCAUAAAUUUAUGUUUCUCCGUAUGCUAUUAUGGCGUGUUGACCGAGAACAGCAGGGCGAUGGCGGUGAGGGAAAGCGCUUGGGAGAUCCAGGUGGAGGACGUCAUCGCCGCUGGACUGCCUCCGGCGGAGGCGAGGGAUUUUCAUUUAGCGCUCCGGUCGGCGGCCAAUGCCGGCCGACAGGUAGGGAUGGAGGCGGAGGUGUGGCGAGCAGUGGUGACGCAAAGAUUACUGAGGCCGGAUCAUCCUCACGCUCUCCACCAGCUCGUGUACUACUCCGUGUACGCGAAGUGGGACUUGGCUGAGAGAGGGCCUCCGCCUUACUGGUUCCCCUCUUCGGCACAGUGUAAGCUGACAAACCUUGGACGGCUUAUGGAAGCCAAUGGUCCAAAACUCUUGGGUUCAUCAUAUGUGGAUCCCAUUACAAGUUUUAAUGUAUUCCAAAAUUAUUCUGUUUGUCAUCCGGAGGUGUACUGGUCAAUUGUGGUGAAGGAGCUUUCUGUUAUAUUUCGCAAUGAAGCUAAAUCUAUUCUUGACACUUCUGAUAAGUUCAAGGAGGGGGGAGCUUGGUUCCCUGGUGCUGUUCUGAGUAUCGCUGAAUGUUGUCUAUUGCCAUCAAAUUCUCCAAACAAAACAGAUGGGAAUUCGGCUAUACUUUGGAUGAAUGAAGGUUCUGAUGAUUCUCCUGUUAGCAGUUUAUCUCAAAAGGAGCUCCGCCGCCAAGUGAUGAUGGUCGCAAAUGCACUUGACACUCUAUUUACAAAGGGAGAUGCAAUUGCAAUUGACAUGCCAAUGACUUCCACUGCGGUUAUAAUAUAUCUAGCCAUCAUCCUGGCAGGAUACGUUGUUGUGUCCAUUGCUGACAGUUUUGCAUUCAAGGAGAUUGCAACUCGCAUGCGGAUAUCGAAAGCCAAAGGAAUAUUUACUCAGGAUUUCAUAAUUAGAGGUGCGAGGAAAUUUCCCCUUUACAGUCGUGUUGUAGAGGCGACCGAUUGUAAGGCAAUCGUUGUUCCUGCUUCCGGUAAUGAUGUGGGACUUACACUAAGGAACCAUGAUUUAUCCUGGAGAGAUUUUCUGUCACGUGUUGCGGGUCUUCCCAGGCCAUGCGACUAUUCCCCUGUUUACCAAUCUGCAGAUGCUGCGAUUAACAUACUGUUUUCUUCUGGAACUACUGGAGAACCCAAAGCUAUUCCUUGGACACAUAUCUCCGCAAUUAGGAGUGCAGCAGAUGGGUGGGCACACCUGGAUAUCCAAGCUGGAGAUAUAGUAUGCUGGCCUACUAACUUGGGAUGGGUGAUGGGUCCAAUUUUACUCUACUCAUGCUUUUUGAAUGGUGCUACACUUGCUCUUUAUCAUGGGUCACCCCUUGGACGUGGCUUUGGAAAAUUUGUUCAGGAUGCUUCUGUGACAAUCUUAGGUACGGUACCAAGUCUAGUGAAAACAUGGAAGAGUAGCAAGUGCAUGGAAGGACUUGACUGGACAAAGAUCAGGCUAUUUGCUUCAACUGGAGAAGCUUCUGAUAUUGAUGAUGACAUAUGGCUUUCUUCUAGAGCCUUUUAUAAGCCUGUUAUUGAAUGUUGUGGUGGGACAGAGCUUUCAUCAUCUUACAUCCAGGGAAGCUUGCUGCAACCCCAAGCCUUUGGAGCAUUUAGCACACCCUCAAUGACAACUGGUUUUGUCAUUUUUGAUGAGCAAGGAAUUCCUUAUCGUGAUGAUGAACCUUGUGCUGGAGAAGUGGGUUUAUUUCCUAGAUUUAUGGGAGCUAGUGACAUGCUGCUUAAUGCUGAUCACAAGAAGGUUUAUUUUGAUGGUAUGCCAUCUUACAGAGGAAUGAUCCUCCGAAGACAUGGAGACAAAAUUCAGAGAACAGUAGGCGGAUAUUAUAUUGUACUCGGCAGGGUCGAUGAUACCAUGAACCUUGGAGGUAUCAAGGUAAAGAUAGCAACUGACAACGCAGUUGUUUCUUUUCAUUCAGCUUUUAUUAUUUGUAAUAUCUUUGUAUUCAUCAAUCAUAUUAUGUAUCUUGUCUUGAAGACAAGUGCAGUUGAGAUUGAAAGGGUAUGCAAUAGGGCUGAAGAAAGUGUGUUGGAGACAGCUGCGGUUAGCUUUCGGUCCAGAGACGGUGGACCUGAGCAGUUGGUUCUGUUUGCAGUGCUAAAACCUGGAACGACAAAAGAAGAAUCCAGUUUGAGGGCCAAAUUUCAGAGAGCAAUUCAGAAGGAACUAAACCCUUUGUUCAAGGUAAACCUGGUUAAAGUCGUUCCGGAGUUUCCACGGACUGCUUCUAACAAGCUGCUACGACGAGUUCUAAGGGAUGAACUGAGCAAGGCUUCAACCCUCAGCAAACUGUAAGAAACUUCGAAAUAUCUUGUUUGGUCGAAUGCCAAUGUAACUAUUAGCAUUGUGAGCCGUCUUCAAUAGGAGAGAUUAUUCUGUGGGGACAUCGAACGUAACUUUACAUCCGGAUACCAAUUAGAAUGAGUCACGUCAGCAAUACCGAGCCGCGGUACUGAACAGUACUGAGCCGUGGGCUUAGAUAUUCGGAAGGGAUUCGGCUUCUGCAUAGAAUAAUUUUUCCUUCAAUAGUGUGGUAAUGUUUGGUGUACUUCUAGAAGCUGUUUAGUUGUCCAAAAACAUAUUACAUAUGCCUUGGGCAAGUUUGCAGUGUAAGGUUUCGUUUGAGACUGCUUUUUUAUUGCUUCUUAAAAAUGAAGUUUUAAUAUAAAUAUUAAAAUUUUAGUACUAAAACUCUGUUUUGAGAAGCAAUAAAAGAGUUGUCUUAAAUGAAGCCUAAAUCUUUUUCAAAUUCAGUUCAUAUUGGAAAUGAAGGAGGAAUUAAGUAUGAAGGGGAGUGUUUUGUAUUUGUUUUUUUAAUCAUAGCGCACGAAAUGUAUGUGGAUUUUGUUUACAGAUAUUUCUAAAUUAUUGUAAUAUAGAGAUGUUUCCAUGGAUCAAAA